UGCUCAAUUAAUAUUUACUCGUCAAACGAUAAGCAUCUAUCAAAGCCAGACACUUUGUACGCUUUUGUGGUGAAACCAGUGAUAGUGCGAAAUUAAACAAACAAGAUUUUGGAAAGUAAACAGUCUCGGAUUGCAGUGACUGUGUAUAUUUUAAUUGCCCAAUUACCGAUAACGUUUUCAACUUCAGUAAGCCACCCACACGGCAUGGAUGUGCAGGUGACUCGCGUGGUUCCGGAUGGUGGCUAUGGAUGGGUUGUGGUGGCCGCUGUCGCUAUAAUCAACAUGACCAACCAAUCUAUACUGUCUGUGUUUGGUCAGCUUUUCGUGGGAGAGCUCCGUCUGAUGCACGGCGAUACCUUCACAGCCGCCCUUAUCACCAAUCUCAACAGCCUGGCCCUGAACUUUUCCGGAUUGUUCAUCGGCCCUGCCAUCAAGAGCUUUAAGCCGCGCAAUGUAGCCGCCACCGGCUGCGUGUUGGUCUCGUUUGGUCUGACAUUGUGUGCCUUUGCCUCCCAGAGCUGGCAUUUUAUAGUGGGCUACAGCUUCUUUGUGGGCUUCGGGUUGGGAUUGAUUUCCCCCUCCACUUUCAUGGCCAUCAACUCGUACUUCACCAGCAAGCGCGGCCGUGCUGUUGGUGUGUCUCUGGCGGGAGCUGGACUUGGUCAGGUGUUGAUUCCCCACCUAGUGCGAUAUCUCCUGGAAAAUCAUGGCUUCCGGUAUGCAGUCUUGGCGCUGUCGGCCCUGUCACUAACUGGGCUCUUUGGUGCCAUGUUUCUGAAGCCGCUUAAUCCGGCGGGAAAGCACAACAACCAUCGCCAUAUGCGUCUAUUGGCCGACGGCGACCAGGCCGAUAAGAAUCAAUCUAGUUCCCUGCAGGUCGUGGUGGUGUCGUCUAACCAAACCAAGGGCGAGGAACUUGCCCCCAAGACUGAAACCAUAUGUGGUCGGUUAAGCCAGCGCCUGGUGCAGGCAAUGGAUCUGGAGCUGCUGAAGGAUCUGGCCUUCUGGAGCAUCAUUAUUGGCAUGGCCCUCGUCUAUACGGCCACUGUCAACUUCACGAUGAUAUUUCCCGGGUUCCUUGGACAAUCGGCGGGCUUCGACAGCCAGGUCGUGGCCUUCUGCAUGUCAGCAGUGGCAGGUGCCGACAUUGUGUGCCGCCUUUUGCUGCCCAUCAUCACAGAUCACUUACGGAUCCCAUACCGAGUGGUGUUCCUGCUUGGCACAGCUGGUCUCUUCGUUGGUCGCUGCAUUUUGGCACAAAGCAAGGACCUACCCAUUAUCAUCGCCAUGUCCAUUCUCAUUGGAGUCAUGAAGUCCGCCACUGUGCUCAACAACAACUUGACCAUAUCGUCCCAUUGCCGCUCCGAGAAGCUGGCGGGCGGUCUGGGAUUGAGCAUGAUGUCGAAGGGCAUAAUAGUUAUAACUGUUGGGCAGAUGCUGGGCUGGGUCCGGGACUUCGCCGACUCGUACACUAUCUGCCUUUAUGUCCAGGCAGUCAUACUGCUGUUGGUAGUUAUUACCUGGACGCCAGAAAUUCUUUUCCGCCACCGAAAGCAACGCAGGCAGCGACGCACUACGACAAAAUCAAUGGAAACCACUGUAGAAGCUCCCGAAGAGGUUGCCAAAUUAAACUCAUAAUAUGCUUCCGAGGCAGGAGUGGCUGCCUAUUAGACUGAUGUGCUGGAAGUCAUCCGGUUGUGAGAAUGGACCAGUCCUGGCAGGGAGCAGGUACCCAUCUAGCUAUAAGCUUCGACUAUUUAUUACCAUGUAGCACUUACGAUACUUAACUUUUUUACUGCCAUAAG
Molecule: messenger RNA, 1805 nt
Organism: Drosophila bipectinata
Lineage: Eukaryota; Metazoa; Arthropoda; Insecta; Diptera; Drosophilidae
Product: monocarboxylate transporter 13
Biological process (GO): transmembrane transport
Cellular component (GO): membrane
Molecular function (GO): monocarboxylic acid transmembrane transporter activity
Source: RefSeq, a predicted model, not a curated record